AUGGUACGAAAACCUACUGGUGAAUGGAGACCAUGCGGUGACUACCGCGCCCUCAAUGCGCAAACCAUACCGGACCGAUUCGAGCACAUCAAUCUGGAUCUUAUUGGACCACUACCACAAUCUGGCCCGUACAGAUACUGCCUCACCAUUAUAGAUCGGUACACGAGGUGGCCAGAAGCCAUCGCUAUUGAAGACAUGCAAGCCGAUACCGUAGCAUCCGCCCUCAUUCGCUCCUGGAUCUCCAGAUUUGGCAUACCGGCUCGAAUCACAACGGAUCAAGGCAGACAAUUCGAAUCGAGGCUUUUCAAUGAAUUAUCAAGGCUACUGGGAAUCGAUCACCUACGUACAACCGCAUAUCAUCCACAAGCAAACGGAAUCAUCGAACGCUGGCAUCGAACACUAAAAGCUGCCAUCAUGUGCAAAAACCAUGCAAAUUGGCCACAGAAACUACCAAUAAUUCUUUUAGGACUUCGCACAGCUUACAAACCGGACAUUCAAGCAACACCCGCACAGCUAGUAUACGGAACUACGCUCAGGUUACCGGGAGAGUUUUUCCACCAAUCAAACAAAAUACAAUCCCAAACGGAAUAUGCCAAAGAAUUGGAAAAAAUCAUGCAAGAGAUCCGUCCAGCACAAACAGCUCAUCAUGACACCUCCAAACCAUUUAUAUUUAAGGAAUUGGAAACCACCUCACAUGUAUUCCUACGAAAUGAUGCCGUACGCACUUCACUUCAACCUCCAUACGACGGUCCAUUUGAAGUCAUCGAAAGGAACAACAAACACUUCACCAUAUCCGUCGCUGGACGUCCAGUCAAAGUAUCAGUGGACCGCCUCAAGCCCGCCUUCAUAAUAAUGCAACAGCCAACAGACAAAAGCUCAACGUUGGAACCCCCAAAUAAAGGACCAGACCUACAGGCUCUUGGAGAGUCACCGGAAACAACCUCACCUCCAAGACCCCGGCGUACAAUUAGACUCCCUGCUCGCUUUGCACCAUGA
Molecule: messenger RNA, 996 nt
Organism: Drosophila ananassae
Lineage: Eukaryota; Metazoa; Arthropoda; Insecta; Diptera; Drosophilidae
Exons: 2
Coding region: 1-996 (331 amino acids)
Biological process (GO): DNA integration
Molecular function (GO): nucleic acid binding
Source: RefSeq, a predicted model, not a curated record